Ostrea edulis (European flat oyster) is the source of this 1158-nucleotide messenger RNA. RefSeq lists its product as uncharacterized. The record is from RefSeq and is a predicted model, not a curated record. Gene Ontology annotation, cellular component: nucleus; chromosome; cytoplasm. The coding region runs from base 1 to 1008 and encodes 335 amino acids. NCBI's taxonomy places the organism in Eukaryota, Metazoa, Mollusca, Bivalvia, Ostreida, Ostreidae. Gene Ontology annotation, biological process: double-strand break repair via homologous recombination. Gene Ontology annotation, molecular function: 3'-5' DNA helicase activity; four-way junction helicase activity. The transcript is spliced from 6 exons.
AUGCUAGAUCAAUGUAAACAUGCUUCUAAACAUGGUAUAGCUGCAGCUGUUAUGAAGGGCAGGGAUGAAAUGUCUCCUGAUGUGAUUGAAGGUGUAUAUAAGGAGAGAGUUGCUUUGAUUGCUAUAGAUGAGGCACACAUAUUGGCAUCAUGGGGUGAUACUUUUCGACCGACCUUUUCAAGACUUAGAGAGCUGCGCUCCCACUUUCCAACUACACCAUUUUUACUGCUGACAGCAACUUACACACCAAAAAUUCUAAAGCAUAUUACUGGAAAAAUACAUCUUCCUAAUAUGAAAAUGUUAACAGCAUCUCCAGACAGGCCAGGUAUUUACCUUGAAUACAAGAGAGGAAAAGACAUUUUUGAAGAACUCCAUUGGCUGUUUGAUGAAAUUAAACAGAAAGGAAUAGCUGCCAGGAAAACACUGCUUUAUGUCAGGAGCUUGGGUCGAGGUGGUCAGCUGUAUAGAGAUAUUUUGGGGUACCUUAGAGAACAUGCAUACUUAAACCACAUUAAGCUUCACCACAACAGCCAUGUUGCUUUGUACCAUGCAGGAAUGGCCAACAAAGACUUAGACUACAUUCAUCAGGAAAUUUCAAAGUCAGGUAGCGUUAUUCGACUGAUCAUAUGUACUAUAGCCUUUGGAAUGGGUAUCAAUAUCUCUGAUAUUGAUACUGUGAUCCACUGGGGAGCCUGUGACUCCAUAAUGGAUUAUUGGCAGGAGGUUGGAAGAGCAGGGCGAGAUGGACGUAGUGCAAAGGCACUAUACUUUUUAACCCCUGGGUCCAUACUUCAAGCAUCUGACGACAUGAAGGAAUUGUGUAGAUCUCUGGACAAAUCCGAGGUGACUUGUUUUAGGAAAUCUAUCCUCCAUCACUUCAUUGGAUACAGUUCGGCACAGUCUGUACCUGUUGCAAGUGAGUGUCAACUGAAAUGUGAUGAGUGUGGAUGUCCAAGAUGCCAAUGCUGUCACAUUUGUCGUAGCUGCUGUCCUUGUUCAAGAACAUAAGAUUUGUACAUGUCUAGAGGAACCAUCUGUUGUCGUUGCCUUGGGGAUAUAAUCCUGAAUUAUAUCAGAUUGGAAAAUGUCUUCAAUAGACUUGCCAACACUCCCUACUAGAUGGCUGCAUCUUGACACCUGUGCAUCUGUGUAUUGCCC